This is a messenger RNA of Penicillium bovifimosum, 1599 nucleotides long. RefSeq names its product glycosyltransferase family 31 protein (gene gfsA). Gene Ontology annotation, molecular function: acetylglucosaminyltransferase activity. Bases 1 to 1599 code for a protein of 532 amino acids. The transcript has a single exon. The record is from RefSeq and is a predicted model, not a curated record. NCBI's taxonomy places the organism in Eukaryota, Fungi, Ascomycota, Eurotiomycetes, Eurotiales, Aspergillaceae.
AUGCCUGUAUUUCGGCUGAAGACGGUGUUUCCGUUGCUCGCUCUGUUGACCAUUGGAAUCUUCUUCUUUUGCAUGGAACGCUAUGACAGAUCAGCCUUCCUACGGUUCAAGCACCCGGUGGAUCGGGCUCCCUUGAGCGGGACCAAGCCGCCCCCUCAAGUACAAACGCCGGCAGAACCUGGCAACCCCCAACCGACCCCCGGCACCUGUGAGGUCGAUCCGAAACUCGCUGCUCCCCUCCCUUUCCCCGAAUGGCUCCCUCGCAAAAACUACACUCGCGCCUACUUCCGUCCUCGCCAUGUGAAUCCUCGCACUGAAUUCCACACUCUGGAGGAGAUUGAGAAGCCCGUGCUCCCGCCCAUGGUUGUCAUGGAGCGCGGUAUGGUCGUUUCUCCCGAAAACAAGCCCGAGAGCUUCGUUUGCCCCGAGAUCAUUGAUGUUGAUGUCGCGGCUGAUGAUAAUGUCGAGGAGACUUCGAAACUCCUCUUCGGUCUGGCUACUACUGUUGAUCGUCUGGACCGUCUGCUGCCCUCUCUGCUUUACUCCUAUGGAAACACUAAGGCCGGUCUGCUUGUUCUGGUUCCCGAGUCGGAUGACGACCUGGAGAAGCAAGAGACCUACUUCCGCAACCGCGGUCUGGACCUGACUCUCAAGGCCUCUCCUCUCGAAUUCACUGCCCGUUACUUCGGUAUGGUCGAGGCAUUCACAGAGCACAUUCGCAAGCACCGUCCUCACACCACCUGGGUUGGAUUCAGUGACGACGAUACCUUCUUCCUCUCCCUUCCCACUAUCGCUGAGGAGCUGAAGCUCUUCGACGAGACCAAGAAGCACUACAUUGGAUCGUUGUCCGAGGCCAGCUGGCAAGUGGAUACUUUCGGUCACAUUGCCUUUGGUGGUGCCGGUGUCUUUGUCUCAAAGCCGCUCUUGGAUGUCUUGAUGAAGAACUACGAUGAGUGCCAGUCCUGGGGUGAGCAGCCCGGUGACCAGAAGCUUGGACAGUGCAUUCAGCGCUUCGGUGACACUCCCCUUACCUUGUGGCCCUCUCUGUACCAGAUGGACAUGGCAGAUCCCGUGGACGGUGUCUACGAGUCCGGUCGCAAGAUCGAAUCCAUGCACCACUGGAACAGUUGGUACACCAAGGACGUCGUCAAAAUGACCACCGUGUCUGCUGCCGCGGGUCGCAAGUCUGUCCUUCGCCGCUGGGUCUUUGAUCAGGAGGAGACUGUGAACAGCGCUACCGGCGAGACUCUCCGUCACUUCUGGGUCAUGACCAACGGCUACUCGCUAGUGAAGUACACGUACGGACCGAAUGUGCCGGAUGAUGCCAUCAACUUCGAUGCCACUGAAAAGACCUGGCCCGAGGACCCUCGCGGUUAUGAAGACCGCCUCGGCCCCCUGCGUCCCGCCGAGGAGGAAGGCGUUGCCAAGGAUCGGUGGUUGCUCCGUGAUGCAUUCGUCGUUGGUGACAACGUGCAUCAAUUUUAUGUUCGCGAGGAAGAUGAGGGCCACAGCGUAAUUGAGAUCGUCUGGCUCGGUCCCAAGGGCGGCGGUGGCGGUGGUGUGACUGACCACUACCUUCGCGGCACCUACCAGCAGUAA